AUGCAAGCAACGGCAACUUCUUGUUGGUUGCUGUUAUUGGGGUUAUUGUCAGUACAUGUAUGCUUGGUUUCUGGAGAGCUCUGCACCGCGACACUCCAAAAAGCGGAUGUCAACAACGAUGGAAUCCUGACACGAGACGAGUACAUUCAGUUUUGCAAUGGAGAAGCGCAAAAAACUCCCAUGGUACUGGAAAAUUCCGCCGCCAUGUUCAAUGAGGAUACGUUUCCACAAGAACUGGAUCAAGUCUUUGAUAGUCUCAAACAGUCCGACUGUAGUGGCAUCAAUAUUGCCGGUGCCCGAACGAUGACGAAGAGUGCAAUGACGCCACAAGUCCGGAAGCAACGAGCCAUUGUCGAGUUGGUCUGUGUUCGAACGAGAGGUACCAUUACCAAAAUGUUGCAAAAAACCAAAGACGGCAAUUCACAACAAGUACUACGUAGUGGUCCUUUUGUUGGCGAAGAAUCAUCAGAUGGGCUCCACCACGGGAACGAAGCCGUUGAAGUCAAGCAACCUGGUUCGGGUGGCGGCCCUGACUCUAGCGGUGGCGGCCCUGGUUCGAGUGGUGGCGGAUCCGGCUCUGGUGGUCCUGGUGGAGAGGGUGGGAUGCAAGGAGAUGGAAUGGGCCCUGACGGCGGUGGUCCCGGUUCUGGUUCAGGUGGGCAGGGCAUGGGCCAGGGAGGUUCUGGUGGCCAGGGCAGCAGCCAAGGUGGCCCUGGUGGAGGCGGUGGACCAGAUGGAGCUGGUGGUAUGACUGGAGAAGGUAUGGGUCCAGAUGGUGCUUCUGGUGGAGGUGGUCCUGAAGGCGGUGGACCAGAUGGAGCUGGUGGUACGCCUGGAGAAGGUAUGGGUCCAGAUACCGGUAGUGGCUCUGGUGGUGGUGGUCCUGGUGGAGGCGGUGGACCAGAUGGAGCUGGUGGUAUGACUGGAGAAGGAAUGGGUCCAGAUAGUGGCUCUGGUGGUGGUGGUCCUGGUGGAGCCGGUGGUAUGCCUGGAGAAGGUAUGGGUCCAGAUGGUGGUCCUGGUUCUGGUGGCCAGGGCAUGGGCCAGGGAGGUUCUGGUGGCCAGGGCAACAGCCAAGGUGGUCCUGGUGGAGCUGGUGGCCCAGAUGGAGCUGGUGGUACGCCUGGAGAAGGUAUGGGUCCAGAUGGUGGUGGUCCUGGGUCUGGUAAUGGAAUGGGCCAAGGAAAUGGCCAGGACAAUGGCCAGGGCAGCAAAAAUAAAGUGACAAUCGGUAGCGCUUUUGUCAUUUCCAAUGCUGAUGGCAUCGCAGCUGAUGAUAUCGAAGCUGAGUACGUGGAUGGACUUACCCAAGUAUUGGAAGACGCUCUGCAAGAUGAGUUAUUUGCAGGUCUUCUGGAGGAUGCCUUUGCCAACUUGAACGGCCAAGUCCCACAAGGAGAAACAGGUGAAGAAAUUAAACCUGAAGAGCCUGAACAAGGCGUAGACAGCAACGAAGAACAAAUGGAAGAACCCGAGCAAGGCGAGCCAGGUGAGGAACCAAGUGAAACAGAUGAAGAGCCAAAUGAGGGUUUAGAGCAAAUGGAAGGACCGGAGGAGGGAGAAGAGCCAAUGGAUGGAGAGGAACCAAUGGAAGAACCUGACGAGGACGAAGAACCUGAGCAAAUGGAAGAACCUGAGGAGGGAGAGGAACCAAUGGAAGUACCUGAGGAGGACGAAGAACCUGAGGAAAUGCCUGAAGAGCAGAUGGAAGAACCUGAUGAGGUAGAAGAACCAAUGGAGGGAGAGGAGCCAGUGGAAGAACCUGAGGAGGGAGAAGAACCAAUGGAAGAGCCUGAAGCACCAAUGGAAGAACCUGUGGAGGGAGAAGAACCAAUGGAAGACCCUGGCAAUGAGAGGGAACCAGCUGAAGGCGACGAAGAACCUAUGGGAAAUACUGGCGAGGAGGAACCUAUGGGCAAUCCAGGUGAUGAGAUAGAGCCAAAUGGCGAGAAUGCGGAUGAAUGCCCAGAGCCUGACGACGUAAUUUGCACAGAUGACUUCAGCCCUGUUGUGUGUGGCGACCUGCAAUGCGAGUACACCAAUGAAUGCAGGGCCAUUGCAGCUGGGUUUGAUACUGAGAGCUGCAUGCCAGCAGAAGAUCCAGGUCGUCGUCUUAGUAUGAUGUCAAAAAGACUGCUUCAGGGCGUCGACAGUGAGCUCACAAUCGAAAGUGUUGAAAUUGAACGCGUCGAAGAUUCGGAUUGCCAAGAAUCAGCUGCAUCCAGCGGGACCACUUGUCAAACGGUUUUUGCAAUGUACACAGUAUUGACAGAUGGAUCAUCGAUACCUAGACCCCAAAUCUUACGAGCAUACGCCUUGGCGACAGAACAACUCAUCAAUGAACAUCUGCAAGGUUUCCUGCCGGACGACUCACCGUUCACAAUUGAAGAAGCGUUGGAUCCCGAAGAGGUUGAUGAUGUUCCAUCUAUCGACGACGGAGACGAAGGCGACGAAGAACUCGAAUCCAAUGAAGGCAACAGCAACAACCCACUCACAAGGGUCAUGAAUGUCAAUACGUCUUUCCAAGUCACAUUUACACCUCCAUCCGAAGAUGGCGAUAUAACCGUAGCGAAAAACAAAAGACAGCUUCAAAGAGACAUCCGAAUGUUCCUAUCAACAGCGCUUGUCGACAUUGCUGAAGUUCAUUCGGGUGGUGAGCCAGGUGGGCAAGGAAACGGUGUAAUGAACGGCCAGGGUGGUCCUGGUGGAUCUAGUGGCCAAGGUCAAGGCCAAGGAAGUGAAUCCGGUCUGGGCCAAGGCAAUGGUGGAAUGAAUGGGCAGGGUGGGCCUGGUGGCUCGAACGGCCAAGAUCAAGGUAGUGGACCGGGUAUGGGCCAAGGAAACGGUCCUCAAGGAAGACGGUUGCGAGUGCGAAUCAGCCCGCAGCAGUCUGAUAUUGUCGCCAUCGAAGACUGCGAUGGCAACUUCUUGAGCGGACCGCUGCAAGGCGGUAACAACGGAGGUGGCGAACAAGGCCAAGGCAUGGGACAGGGGAAUGGACAAUCUAGUGGCCAGGGCAACAGUCCAGGUGGAGGUGGAGGUGACCCUGGUUCUGGUGGUCAGGGUAUGGACCAGGGAGGUUCUGGUGGCCAGGGCAACAGCCAAGGCGGUCCUGGCGGAGGAGGUCCCGGUGGCCCAGAUGGAGCUGGUAAUAUGCCUAGCGAAGGUAUGGGUCCAGAUGGUGGUGGCCCUGGUUCUGGUGGACAGGGUAUGGGCCAGGGAGGUGGACAAUCCAAUGAGCAGGACACCAGUGGAGGUGGUCCUGGUGGCAGUGGUGGUGGCCCAGGAGGAGAAAACCAAGGUGGCCCAGGAGGAGGCCAAACACGUCAUCUGCAACAGGAGCUUUGUCGCAAUGUGAUUUUCGAUGUUGAGUUUUUGCUGUCUGACAACGAGGAUGCUCAAGCACUCUUUGACCAGCUGAAAGAUGAAGUGCCUGGUGACGUGGAUAUACUUGAAGAGGCCCUCAAUGAUGGAUCAAACGUUUCGUUCGUCGUCACUUCACUGUCUAUAGAUGAUUUCACACUGGGAGAGCGCCCAAAAGGCAACUCAGAAGGGAAGGAGGAUGGACCACCGGGACCACCGUCAGUAGAAUCGACUACACGACAACCACUGUUGGUGAAUUCGUCGUUCCUCAUCUCUAGAACUGACGGCAAGACGGCGGAAGAGUUGGACUUGCUUUUGAAUCCUCCGCUAACGUUGAUGUCUGAAUCGGACGAACUGAAGCCACUCAAACAAGCCUACAAGAAGUUUGUAACUGACGUUGUGCAAGGGGUAAGCGUAAGCAACAGCGCAGCAGGGAACGGCGCCACAAUGCAAGGAGGUGGAGGAUCAGAUCAAGGAGGUGGUCCUGGAAAUGGAGGUGGUCCUGGAAACGGAGGCAACCGGACGAGCGAUGGAGGUGGACAAAUGAACGGUCAGGGUGGCCCGACCAGGCACCGGCACUUGCGAUAUCAAUACUUUGAUCAUCUGUAUCUUGAAGGCCGCGGUGCUUGGAGACGUCUAACCGCACAAUACGAUGGCGAUAGCGCCGAACUCUAUGGCUUUGUGGACACCCCCUGCGAUACAACGGCGGCAGUUUCGAGACAAGGCAACGCAGCAGAAAAGACAUGCGUCACUGUAUUCGGGAAGUAUCGCGUCCUGGUUGACGAAGAAGCGGACGUCGACGAGGUGUACAAGGCCUAUGCGGAAGCCACGCAAGCGUCUAUAUCAGAAGGCAAGUUAAACGAAGUCUUUCUCGAGGUCGCCGCAGAGUUGGGGGCAACGCCGGCUUUUGUGGUGGAAGGUACUUCUCCGGUGGUAGACGACCAAUUCAAUGCCAAAAUGGAGAUUGAGGACGCAGCUGCUGCUGCCUCCAACACCACACGUCCUCCCAGACCAUCCUCGUCAUCGAGCAAUGCCACAGAAGCACCUGCAAACAACAAUCAAAGCUCUGCCAUGGCACGCUGGAAACUGUAUUCCUUGUCCGUGGGUGCAGCAAGCUCCUUGGUAGUGACGUUUGGGUCAGCAUAUCUUUGGUGA
This is a messenger RNA of Seminavis robusta, 4518 nucleotides long. NCBI's taxonomy places the organism in Eukaryota, Bacillariophyta, Bacillariophyceae, Naviculales, Naviculaceae. The record is from the annotation of a GenBank genome assembly.